AUGUCGCAAGAACUCACCUUCGCAGAAGUAGCAAAGCACUCAUCCAAGAAGGACCUCUACAUCGUCGUCCACGACAAAGUCUACAAUGCCUCAUCCUUCGUCGACGAGCACCCCGGAGGUGAAGAAGUCAUGCUCGAUGUCGGCGGCCAAGACGCCACCGAAGCCUUUGAAGAUGUCGGCCACAGCGACGAAGCACGAGAGAUCCUCGACGGGCUAUUAAUCGGCGAUCUCAAGCGUGUUGAGGGCGACCCGCCGAAGAAGAAUAUCGGUGGUACCGAUAAGAUUGCUGCUGGUCCGGGAAAGAGCUCUGGCGGCGAUACUGGUUUUGGGGUUGCGCUCUACGCUGUUCUUCUCGUGGGUGGGUUGUUGGCUUUUGGCGCUUACCAGUACAUGUCGGCUUCGGAUAAGAAAUAG
Cyphellophora attinorum is the source of this 414-nucleotide messenger RNA. Its product is annotated as putative cytochrome b5. Gene Ontology annotation, cellular component: endoplasmic reticulum membrane; intracellular membrane-bounded organelle. The coding region runs from base 1 to 414 and encodes 137 amino acids. Gene Ontology annotation, biological process: sterol biosynthetic process. The transcript is spliced from 2 exons. NCBI's taxonomy places the organism in Eukaryota, Fungi, Ascomycota, Eurotiomycetes, Chaetothyriales, Cyphellophoraceae. The record is from RefSeq and is a predicted model, not a curated record. Gene Ontology annotation, molecular function: heme binding.